CAGUUUUUUUAAGAUUUAGAUGACAAAAAGAGGGAGGUGUUUAUUUCUAGAUACAAAAGAAGAAGUGUUCAGAACCUGAGAAACAAAAACUCAAAACCUGCAACAAAGUUACAGAGGGAGAGAGAUGGGGGUGAUUGAAGAGAGAGAGAGAAAGAGCAUGGCGGCUAUUGCAGAUAGAGAGCAGUAAUCCUAAUUCCUAAGUAAAUAGUAGCUACAAACGCCAACACAUACACCAAAACCAACACUUGGAUGAGAAAGAAGAUCCAAGCUGAAGAAAGGAGUUGAAGACUGUCCCUCAAAUAUACUCUACGACGCUCUCUCUCUAAUUCAACUCACGGAUACAAGACAAACAACUUUCGACUUCUCUACCGACAAAAUUUCAACUAUCGAGAUAUAAAGCAAAAACAAUGGCUGGGUUUUUCUCAUUAGGUGGUGGUGGAGGAGGAGCUGGAGGAAGAGUAGGAAACAACAACAUUUAUCAAGACCUUCACCAAAAUAUUAACCCACCAAACGCAAUUCCACUUGAUGCUUGGUACUGGUACAGAAACAAUGACAAUCCUUACCAGGGCUUAGACCUAUUUCAACAUCAAGCUCAACUCCUUCAGCAACGACAGCAGCUUCAACAACAGCAAGAUCUUUACUCAACAGCAGUUGGUUUAGGCGUCGGACCAAGCAGGAACGCAAUCAACCUGGUUAACGGUUCACCAUCAAGAUCGACGCCGAUGAGAGGUGGUAGAGUGGGGAGCUCUAGUUGUCAAGACUGUGGCAACCAAGCGAAGAAAGAUUGUCCUCACAUGCGAUGCAGAACUUGUUGUAAGGCCCGUGGUUUCGACUGUUCGACCCAUGUUAAAAGCACUUGGGUUCCUGCUUCUAAACGCCGAGAGAGGCAGCAACAAGUUGCUGAAAUGCAAAAACAAAGGCUAGAAGAACGUUUACAACAAGAAGACCAAGCUCGUGGAGGGAAUUCAAAGAGGCAGAGAGAGAAUCCGAGCUCUUCUUCUCUUGCCUCAGGGUUAGAAGAUGGAGAUUUUCCUGAAGAAGUGAGCUUUCAAGUGGGAUUCAGGUGCGUCCGAGUGUCAAGCCUCGAUGACGACGAUGACCAGUAUGCUUAUAAAACGGCUGUGACCAUAGGAGGUCAUAUCUUCAAGGGUAUUCUCUACGAUCAAGGCCCUGAUAAUAACUACACCACUGGUGAGAGCUCUACCGGUGGUGAUGGUGGUGGAGGAUUUCAGGCCCCAGCAGCGUUGAAUUUCAUUCCUGCUGACCCCAUUCCCACCACUUCAGCCACCGUCUCUACCACUGUAACUGGUGGUCUUGUUACUGCCCCUUCUUCCUCCGCAUAUCUUGAUCCUUCUACUUUAUACCCAACCCCACUCCACACUUUCAUGGCUGGUACGCAAUUCUUUCCAAGCCCAAGGUCUCCUUAAAGCUCCGUGCUCAUCUUUUGGUUACUACUGUCUCCCACGCUUGUCACCUUUAGAGUAAUAUGU
Messenger RNA from Pistacia vera, 1490 nucleotides. RefSeq names its product protein SHI RELATED SEQUENCE 1. Lineage: Eukaryota; Viridiplantae; Streptophyta; Magnoliopsida; Sapindales; Anacardiaceae. Gene Ontology annotation, molecular function: DNA binding; DNA-binding transcription factor activity. Gene Ontology annotation, biological process: positive regulation of DNA-templated transcription. The transcript has 3 exons. Bases 408 to 1427 code for a protein of 339 amino acids. The record is from RefSeq and is a predicted model, not a curated record. Gene Ontology annotation, cellular component: nucleus.